AUGAAGCUUUUCCAACUUUUCGCUACUUUUGCUGCUUCCGUCGAUGCCCAACUGACUUGCUGGUCGUGCUCCAUUCAAAAUGAGAGAUCCGAAAUCGUCAUCGGAAACGAGACGAGUGAAGUAUACCAGACACCAGAAGAGGUUGCCUCUCUUUGCGUCCAAAAUGGCACCUCAAUCGAGUGCAUGAGCAACGAGCAGAACUGUUACGUAACUGAGCACCGCGACGACCAUGGCAAUCUGCUCCUACUUGACCUGGGCUGCAAGGCACCCGACGUCUGCGCAAACUUGAUCGAAGGCAACUUCCGCGGCGAGGAUCCCGACAUCAAUCUUUGCCGAGGGCAGCAACGAAGCUCCAAGUGUUUUGAUUGUUGCGAUUCUGCAGAUUGCAACUUAGACACUGCUUCUGAUCUUAUUGCUGAAUUUCCGACUCCUGAAGAAUAA
Molecule: messenger RNA, 441 nt
Organism: Oikopleura dioica
Lineage: Eukaryota; Metazoa; Chordata; Appendicularia; Copelata; Oikopleuridae
Source: the annotation of a GenBank genome assembly